AUGCUGAGGUUACUAAGUCUAUCCCUAUUACUAUUAAUAGUAAAUGGGCAAGAAGAAGCUAGACGAGUGUUAUAUGGUCUUCCACCACUACCUGAUGACCGUAAGUCGUACAGUGUAAUACAGAUUCCCUAUAGUAUCCUAAUGACAAGUGCAGAAGCAAAUACGGUAGUUCUGACAGAAAGCUACAGUAACUCAUAGCUUUUUUGGUAGGGUAGGGUAGGAGAGGGUAGAGUAGGGUAGGUUAGGGUAGGGUAGGGUAGGAUAGGGUAGGGUAGCGUAGGGUAGGGUAGGGUAGGGUAGGGUAGGAUAGGGUAGGGUAGCGUAGGGUAGGGUAAGGUAGCGCAAGGCAAAAUAAAGUAGAGUAAGUGAUUUUGCCCCCCAAAAAAUACAGUAUCCCCUACAGUAACCCACUUAUAACCUCUAAAAACGACACUUUUCAGCCACCACCACACAAGCCCCACCCCCGACGAUCCGGCCACGAGUAUUCAGAUUCGGACCACUAUUAAACGUCCUUCAACCUCCACCUCACCCAGCCCCUCUACCUCCACCAGCUCUCCCUCACCAUCACGGCCUCCAUCUGCCUCUGCCUACAUUGGGUGGGAACCCAUUUGAUAACUAUCACAAUAUCAAUGUCAUCCCUGAACUACCACCACGCCCUGAGAACAAACUGAAUGGGUAUUACGACUUGGACGGAAAUUUCGUGCCUUAUGGCAAUGAGCAGGUAGGGUAAUAUUGGGCUGGGUUGGGGGUGAUAAAGCUGGUUUUUUCUAAAGUAGAAGGGGGGGGGGAGAGCAAAAAAAAUUUUUUUAAAGCCAAAACAUGAACACAACCCCUCCUUAAAACCAUUUUCAAGGUCUUUUUUGAAGGGCGGGGUAAAUUUUUUGGGUGUGGAUUUCAAAAAUUUUUGAAAAAUCAAAAAAAUGUUUUUUCAAAUUUAUGAAAAGUCAUUUUUAAAUCUCAAAAAAAAUUUUAGAAUCUCCCAGCCGGUCAACCCCGCCCAAAAAGAUCCCCCAUGAGCCAAGAAGACCUUAACUUAAGGUUACUAGAAGAAGAGUACGCUUAUGAUGACGAGAUUGCCGAACCCAAGGUUCAGAAUGCUGGUACUACCAAAGGACCAGCACCAAAAACGAAUACUAAAGCCACCAAGGCCAGUCCAAAACCUACGAACCGAGUUCAAAUGAUUUCACACGACACUGACAGCUUGGGUAGGGCGUUUUGAAGGGUUUUAUUUUUAUAACAGGGGGUGUUUAUGCCAUUCCUUAUAAAAAUACAUCGUUUUCAUUUUAAAAUCUACUCAAAAAUUAAAUUUUAUGUCUUACAAAAGCCUUAAAAUCCCAAUUUAUACCCAAUGUUCACCUUCAGAAGCCCCUAAAAUCAAGACCGUGCCAAAACGUUCGCGAAGCAAGGCCGUUAUCAACCAAAAUACGACAAAAAAACCGUUGAAUGUCCACCCCCGGUUCCUUCCCCAGCCUCCAAAAGCCAGAACUCCAGUCCAAAGGCCAAGACAAGUAUUGAAAACGGCUCCACAGCCUCAGGCAUACUACCCACAACAAGUGGCGGCUCCACAACAAACUGUUACUGCGCCUCAACACCAAGUCCAAGCAGCCUAUUACCCACCACAAAAUCAGCAGUAUUCUCAGCCAGUAAGUUUUUGAACUGAAAGAAGCAAAUUUACAUCUUGUUCAAGGCUUUAAACAUAAAUUUAGGCCUUCAAAAGUUCUAAAAAUUACAUUUUUUGAACAUUUUAACCCUUUUUUUGCCCAAAAUUUAAAAAAUUAUACCAAAAACAACAUUCUCAUAACCUCCUUAACCAUAAAAACCUUUUGCAAUACCUAAAAUAAUAUAAAACCUCCCAUUUUCCCACAAUAUUACACUCAAAACAGCCAAAAAGUAUGCCGCAGUCGACAGGAUUCGAACCUGUGCGGGCAGAGCCCAAUUGAUUUCUAGUCAAUCUCCUUAACCACUCGGACACGACUGCACACUCCGUUCGCUCUCUUCUUUCGUUACGCAUUCAAACGUUUCUUUGAAAAGACUUUUCGGGCGCCAAAGUCGGGUAUUGACAUUGUUUUUUGAUAAGAAGACGUUGAAUUUUGGGUUAAAAUUGGGAAAUUUGGUAAUAAAUAUUAAAGUUUAGAUAAUUGCGCAUAUUUUGACUGCAAAAUUAUUUGAAAGUAACUUGUUUUUAUACCUAAAAAGAAACAAAAUAUCUAGAAAAUGCCUCUAAAACAAUAUUUUUUGGUCAAAAAUCCCCAAAAAAUAACGAAAAAUUCCAAAAAAUCACAAAAAAUUUAUUUAACAGUAAAAGAAAUGCCUAAAGCUCAAAAAAUAUUACCUAAAAUCACCUAAUUUCCUAACAUUUUUUCCCUUUUCAGCCCCAAUACCGUCAACCUCAAUAUCAACAAUACCCACAACCACUGCCGCCAGUCCAAUAUGCAGCGCCUAGUGCUGAAGCCAGACCAGUUGCGGCUGACAACCGUGACCCUCAGGUCAUUGCCUAUUUGAAAGAAGUCGAGGAUUAUGACUGGGACUUCAAAGGCGAGCGACCUGACCUAAGUCCAGGUGCUGUUCAGGUAGGUUGUUUUAGCUUUAGAACUAGGCACAAAGCUUAAAACUUAAGCCUAAAAUUUAACGUUACACCACACUUUUUAAACUUAGAAAGACAUUAUACCAGCCAAAACUUUAGGUCACAACCCCAGAAACCCUGGUAGCAUUGGAUGGACGUAGCGACCGGUCGUUAGUCGGUACCACUCAGCCUCCUUACUCUCCAGCCACCUUCCCUACGGCACGAUAUGGGCCAGGUGUUGCUACUAGCGCACCAGCCAGACCUCAAGGUAACUUUUCUUGCAAUCGUUAGUUUCUUACACCAUCCCCUUCCCUCACACACCAGCCAAAAUUUUUUUGCCCAGCACUGCCUACUUUACUUUGAUGUCCUAUAUCUAACCGUAUUUUACCUAAAAACCUACAGAUCUUACCCUUUAAUCUAUAAACAUCACCUAAAAAUCGAAAAAAAAACGAAUUUCAAAUCAAAUAUAGGGUUGUUCAAAUAAUUCUGAGCCCUCAAAAUUUUAGCCCUCAAAAUUUGCUAUAAAAGGAGGCUCAGAAUUUUUUGAACAACCUAAUAUUUUACAUAAAACCCCACUAAAACGGUCAAAAAAUCAAAAAUAUUAGGUUCUUCAAAUAAUUCUGUACCCCCUCUCAAAGCAAAUUUUCCGAUUAAAGGGCACAGAAUUAGUUGAACAACCUAAUAUUUUACAUAAAACCAGACAAAACCUCAAAAAUAUUACCUAAAAACCCAAGAAAACUCAUUUUGAAUUCAAAUAUUAGGCUGUUCAAAUAAUUUUGAGCCACCAACCCCGAAAAUUAAAAUUAUAACAGGGCGCAGAAUUUUUUGAACAACCUAAUAUUUUAAAUACAAAUCCGCUAAACCGGUCAAAACAUCAAAAAUAUUAGGUUGUUCAAAUAAUUUUGUGCUCCUCUCAAAGAAAAUUUUCCGAAUUAGAGGGCACAGAAUUAGAUGAACAACCUUAUAUUACCCAAAAAUCCUUAAAAGCUAGCCAAAACAUACCUCAAUCCCAUCUUGCAGCCUACACCUCCUCUCCACACGACCUUCUCGGCAUCUUCGGCGGCACACCACACCCGAUCCUGUCCGGCUUCGGCCAGCUGUUCAGCGGUUUCCCUGGUUUGGGCGGACGUCGAAAAUAG
Bursaphelenchus okinawaensis is the source of this 3702-nucleotide messenger RNA. NCBI's taxonomy places the organism in Eukaryota, Metazoa, Nematoda, Chromadorea, Rhabditida, Aphelenchoididae. The record is from the annotation of a GenBank genome assembly.